Molecule: messenger RNA, 2007 nt
Organism: Ilex paraguariensis (yerba mate)
Lineage: Eukaryota; Viridiplantae; Streptophyta; Magnoliopsida; Aquifoliales; Aquifoliaceae
Source: the annotation of a GenBank genome assembly
AUGAGAAAUGAGGGUGAUGAGGCAAUUUAUUGGAAAUAUGUUGGCAGGGUACUAAGCAACAACAAGCUUAAUGGGACACUGGAUAUUGGCAACAGUUAUAGCAACAAUUUGACCGUUGAUUUGCAGAACAACUCCAUUAGCGACUUUACACAGAAAGCAAGUUACAAUAUGGUCUUGAAGCUUGUGGGUAACCCAAUUUGUCAGGGAAAUGGAGCAACCGAACGAUACUGCACAAUUCAGAAAUCCAACCCUUCAUACAUCACACCAACAAAUAGCUGCACUGCCGUGGUCUGCCGUUCAGACAGAAUAUUAAGUCCAAAUUGCAAAUGUGCAUAUCCGUACACAGGAACCCUACACUUCUUUUCUUUUUCCUUUUCAAAUUUAGAAAACUCAAGUUACUUCAGAACACUUGCGGGGUCUCUAAUGUCAGCUUUUCGGUCCAAUCAACUUCCUGUGGAUUCAGUUUCUCUUAGUGAUCCAACCGUUGAUGUAUACUCUUACCUUCAGUUCAGACUGCAAAUCUUUCCUUCUGGUCUGGAUCAUUUCAAUAGAACAGGAAUUUCUACAGUUGGUUUUCUGCUCACCAGCCAAUCUUUCUCAAUUCCAAAUUAUGGGCCUUACUUCUUUUUAACGAGGACUAUUGUUGCUUUGCAGAGAAAAGCAAAACGAGCAGUUCAACAGAGCAACCCUUUUGCAAAUUGGGACCGUGAUGAAAGCAGUGGCAGUGUUCCACAACUUAAAGGAGCUAGAUGGUUUUCAUUUGAAGAGCUUCGGAAAUGUACUAACAAUUUUGCAGAAGUGAAUGCUAUUGGAUCUGGGGGCUAUGGGAAGGUUUAUAGAGGAACUAUUGCCUCUGACCAAUUAGUUGCCAUCAAAAGAGCUCAACGGGGAUCAUUGCAGGGUGCUCUUGAGUUUAAGACUGAGAUUGAGCUUCUAUCAAGGAUCCAUCAUAAGAAUGUUGUCAGCCUGGUGGGUUUCUGUUAUGAGCAAGGGGAACAAAUGCUGGUCUAUGAGUAUAUUCCAAAUGGUAACCUGAAAGAUGGUCUUUCAGGGAAGUCAGGAUUCCGAUUGAACUGGAUGAGGAGACUUAGAAUAGCCCUUGAUUCAGCCAAAGGUCUGGCCUAUAUGCAUGAGCUUGCCAACCCUCCCAUCAUACACAGGGACAUUAAGUCAACCAACAUCCUACUAGAUGAUCAUCUAAAUGCAAAAGUUGCCGAUUUUGGCUUAUCCAAACUUUUGGCAGAUACCAGUAAGAGUUAUGUUAGCACUCAAGUCAAAGGGACAAUGGGAUACAUGGAUCCUGAAUAUUACACGACCCAACGGCUGUCUGAGAAGAGUGAUGUUUAUAGCUUUGGAAUUGUGUUGCUGGAGCUGGUAACUGCAAGGGCACCAAUAGAGCGAGGGAAGUACAUUGUGGUAAUGGUUAAGGAUGCAAUUGCUAAUUCAACGGAUCAAUAUUACAUUCGUGACAUUCUUGAUCCAACCCUCGGUUCAAGUGCAAAACUUGGAGGCUUGAAAAAGUUUGUGGAGUUGGCAAUGAGAUGUGUCAAAGACUAUUCAUGUGAGAGGCCUACAAUGGGUGAGGUGGUGAGAGAAAUCGAGAACAUCAUGCAGUUAGCUAGUUCGAACAAGAAUUCUGAAACGGAGUUCGCUUCAUCAAGUAAUGAGGGGAUGUCUGACUGGGGUAAGGCCUUUGAUUACAGUGGUGGCUUCUUACCUCGUGAUUUGGAGGGCCACUGGUAAGAUAAAUGUUUCCAUUUCAAAUUUACAAGUAGGUAGCAGCAGGUUGUUUCUGUCCCUUCCUGCAGUGCCUUGGUUUGAACAUUUAACUUCUUCAAUCUUUUUCGAUCUUUGAAACAGAUUCAGGCUGUAAUCAAUCUAGUAAUUAGGAUGUGCAUAUAUGGAUCAUUAAGCAUGUGCAACUAAGUAUAUUAUACAGGAGACAUUGUGACAAUGUUAGGAAUGUUUGUACUAUUGAUUCAAAUACCUUAAUGUGUUUCAUUCUCU